UAAGUUCAAGUUUCACCAUGUAAUAGUCCAACAAAACUACACAGUCGCUUCUAUGAGGCUUGCAAUUGCAGUGCUUUCCAUUUUGUGUUUCAUCUCCACAGCAUUUGGUAAAUGUGGAGUGAACGAGCUUGUGAUCGGGACAGUGAGGAGCGGGAGGCAGAUAGGAGGGAAGCCGGAGUGGAACGUGCAAGUUGUCAACAACUGUAACUGCUCACAGUCGAACAUCGUACUAACUUGCAGUGGCUUUCAGACAGUUAAGCCUGUUGAUCCCUCGAUUUUCCAGAGGAAUGGCGACCACUGCUCCGUGAAUGGAGGCCGCCCUCUUCUUCCGCGGGCUGAUGUCAAAUUCUCCUAUGCUUGGGAUCCACCCUUCUUCCUCUUCCCCUUCUCCACCAAGCCUCUUUGUUGA
Salvia hispanica is the source of this 409-nucleotide messenger RNA. The record is from RefSeq and is a predicted model, not a curated record. Lineage: Eukaryota; Viridiplantae; Streptophyta; Magnoliopsida; Lamiales; Lamiaceae.